Messenger RNA from Wyeomyia smithii (pitcher-plant mosquito), 10293 nucleotides. RefSeq names its product protein winged eye (gene wge). The transcript has 17 exons. Lineage: Eukaryota; Metazoa; Arthropoda; Insecta; Diptera; Culicidae. Bases 2112 to 8693 code for a protein of 2193 amino acids. Gene Ontology annotation, molecular function: chromatin binding. The record is from RefSeq and is a predicted model, not a curated record.
GUUCGUCGGCUUGUCGACCGAACGCCACCAGCCAGUUGUUAUUCAGCUUUCGGUCGGUCGAGACGUGGAAAACGGGUUUUACGUGUGCUUUUUAUUCUGUUUGCGUUAUGCUUUGUAUGUUGGAAACAUUAGAGGUUCUUCUUGUUCUUCUCCGCUGCAGUGCUGGAUGAAUAAAGUGAACAAAAAAAAAUAAAAAAACGAGCCAGCAGAAGAGAACCAUUCAUCAGUUCGUGCUUUUGAAAGAGAACUAGCAAACUUUUGUGAAGCAGGACGACAAUCGAGUGCCCCAGAGGAACGGAGCUGGAGGAGGAAAGUGAUGUUUUGUGCAAUUUCCACUCCCUUCAAGUGAGUCCCUUCGCGUGUAGAGUGCCGUUUAUUUUGUGAUAUAACAAAAGGAUUAAUGAAUUUCGCUCCGAGAACAGAGUCGUGAAUUCCGAUAAUCAUUAAUCUCGGCUGAAGUAGAAGGGAGAGUGAUUCCCGUUCGGUGUGGUGUGCAAGUAAAAAGAAAGAAAAAAAGAAGACGGCAUUUUUCGACAUUGCAUUUACCGGAUUAAUGUGAAAGUUACUCGAAAAAAUUCGUGUGCCUAAAAGCGGGCAAAAAUUUCCAUCAGAAACACGGCUGCUGCAGAAACACUUUCGCGCAAACUGUUUGCGGAUUUUCUGUUUUAUCCAAAAGUGCAGAGUAAUGCGGCGGAAAUUGCUGGAAAAAUGCAGCGAGGAAUAAAAGGGGACUGAAUUCGUGUAGGUUAGUUGGACGACGGAGUGAAAAAGAAUAAGGAGAAAAAAAAAACACAAGAACCAGCUGAUACCGUGGCAACGAGACGAGCCAGAGAGACAGAAAGCGAAAGAGAGAGAGAGAAAGAGUGCGCCGCCAUAAGCUACUCGCUAGCACCGUUGUUUCCGUGACACCGGUGAGGAGGACGACCGAAGCCAGUAGUGCUCCUAGACCUCCAGUUCCGCAGAAACCGGCGGGCCGGCGACAAUGAUUGAUAUCUGAUGCACGAGUUGUUCAAACAACAGCACGGGACGUUCCGGAAAAUCAACCAGCGGUUCGCGUUGGUGUGCCCCCCGGCGUGAUUUCCGAAAGCAGGCAAGAAAAUCCAAAUUAGCUUCGAACGAGCGAGCGAAACCUCCGCGUGAAAAGCGGCUGAGUGCGGAGACGCAGGCGAAUAAAUGAUAAUGAAGGAGUGAGACCCGCGGAAUAAUCAGUGAAUUUGAGUGCGCGGAAAGUAUAGUUUGCCAACUAGUGAUUAGGGCCGAAAAUUUGGAUGGGAAGCAAUCAAUGUCCAGGGGGAAGAAGCGUGUGUUGUAGCGCCCGGUUGUGUGUGAGUGUGAUUGGUUUUUAGAUUGGUUUCCUGCAUUCGUCGGUUAGCACGGCGAGGCAGCGUACCGCGAGGUAAGCGAAAAAAAGAGAGAGCAAGCAAACGAUUGUCCUGCUGAACAAGAGACAGCCCUUCGUUUGUGGCAGAGUCCUGGGAGGGGUAAAUCGAGCAGAUAGGUGUUUUCUGUACGUGCUGAGAUUCGAACCGAAAGGCCAUAAAAAUUGCAUAAAUCUAAGCGCGUCCAAGAGUGGUGAUAUAAAUCAAAUAGUCUCAGGCUCGAAAAAAAUAAGGAUAACAAGCACACAAGGAGAAAUAAGUGCUGAAGGUAGAGAGAGUGUUGUUGAGAGAGUUGAGGUAAAAAAAAAACGAAAAAAGGAGGAUAUAAAAUUGAUAUUUAUUACCGCAGUGUCCAUAGCAGUAAAACUGCGGGGAUAUCGAAGAAAAGGAAGCUAACUGCUUUGUGGAGAUCCCGGUCUAGAGAGAACGACAAAAAGAGUGAGAUAUUGAGUACACUCACAUGUAUACAGGCAGGCAGGUUGCUAGAGUUGCUGGGGAAGUUAAUCCAACAUCGUGUGUAUAGCAAAGUGACGGAGUGAUCAAAUUAAGUGUAUAUUUUACCGAUAUUGAGUUUAUAACUUGAGCUCUUUGCGGAGAGAGAAAGAUAGUGGUACGAAGACAAGCAGGGCAACUGAGGACAACCGAACUGUUUCCAAGUAUGAUCGGAUACAUUAGCACUGCUGGCAUCGAUAACAAUCUUCAGCCCAAUAAAUACGUGUGCCGUGCCAAGGCAUGUUGGGGCCCACCGCCAAUGGUCGUUUAAUGGGACCUGCUGGCAUCGGUUCGUCCGCAACGACCGCUACAGUCUCACAGCAUCGAAACCUAUGGCCACCGGCAGCGGGCCGUUCCUUCGAGUUUCAACCGAAUGGCGAAGUGACAGAAUCGUUGUUUGCCGCAGGCGGCUAUAAUACACCCCCGGCUAGUUCGCCAUUCCUUUCCUGCUCACCGCUGGAACUAGUCACCAAAAACUAUCACAGUACCGGCGCAGCCGUCACAUUCAGUCAGGCCAAUAGCAGCAUAUUCGUACAAUCACAGACAGAUUUUAUCAAUGGAACCACAGCGGUUGCCAAAAAGACGGAAACCUGCAUCGGCAGGUGGGAGCACGGUACACUAGAGCCGCUGCAGAUCCAAGUACCUCCAGUACCAUCCGUAGCAAAUUUAACUGUAAAGACCGAAAAUAUUAGUUCCGGCAGUCAGAUAACUUACCAUAGCAAUAAUCUUAAUAAUCGUAACAAUGCUAGCAAUAAAUCAGACGGAUUAGAUCAGCGUCACCAUUAUCAACAUCACAACGUUCAACAAUUACAACAACAACAUCAACUACAUCCCAACAACUACCACCCAAGACUAGCUCAAUCCUUUAUAACCGGUACUUCUGCUCGCACUACGUUUCUGCGGCUGUCGGAACACCGUCCUCGCUAUCCGAUCGACAACGACAACCGAAACGGCAACAACCACCACCACAACAACAACAACAACAGCAGCAACCAGCAAGAAGACGCAACUACGCUUGAUCUGGUGCUGACGCCAACGACGACUACAAACACGGUGACCACUGCAACAGUAGCUCCGUCCUGUCUGUCAUCACCAUCGUUUGCUCUGAGCACCAUUAAUCAGCCCUUGGCCGGUCGAGAAGCAACGGUCGGCCAACAGCGUUCAUCUGACUGCAGCGUUAUUGUAGCGCCUCGUAGCAAUCGUCAGUAUCAACUCCAACGCGAGCAUCAACAAAAGUACUCCUCGAUAUCGACAUCCAGUAGCACCGGCUGUAGUAAAAGUACUAGUUACAGUAGCAGCUGGGGACCAUCCAACUCGGUGACAAUCGAGGCGUCCAAUCAACCCAGAAACCUUAACAGUACGGCGGCAUGUCCUGUCGUUCACAUUAAACGUGAACCGUGCCAAGUGUCCGAGGUAACCACAUCGAACAACUUCGAAGCCAGCACAACGGCACUGACUGCCGUUGUGAAGAUUGAAGCCCAAUCUCCGAAGGCCGUGGCCUGUUCGUCCAGUUGCGGAACCGCCGGGAGCACGAUGGACCAUAUCGGAAUCACCAGUACGCAGAACAAUGCGGCCACGAUUCCGGUCGGCAUUGCCGUCGCUCGCCAGCGGUUACAAGAGUCCACGACUGCUCCCACAUCGCAGCUCCAUCAAACCAAAGAUCUGAACCGGUUCGGUAUAGGAAUUGCUGCCACCGCAGCAGCGGCUACCGGAUCCACUGCUGAUUUAGGCUGCAGCACGCCGAGUCUGAGUCAGAACAUGUUUUUCGCAGGCACCAACUCCACCAUGAUACCCCUCGCGUCGGAGGCCGUUACGAUGGGCGUGACCAACGCGGCCGCUGCCGCAGCCGCCGCCGUCCAGAAUGCCGUUAGAACACCGCCCGCCCUGUGGCAGUAUCCUGGAGGCUGCCAUCAACAGCAGCAGCAGAAACAGCAACCGGCACAACAUCAACAACUGCAGCACCAACCGCAAAUUCCACCGCAGAUGGCACUGAUGGGCUCGACAGGUUCGGAGAAAAAGCUUCUCGGCUAUCUGGUACUGGAUCGGUUCGUUUCGCCCGAAGAGGAAGCUGCUGCCACUAUCAAGAAAGCUCCCGUUCCGAUGGAAUCAAUGCUUUCAAUGCCUCCGAUUCCACCCGUGGGAUUCCAACUGGUGCGCGAUCCCAGCACCGGACAGAUUCUAUUCCUGCCCACAACAACGACGAUCGCCAACACUCCCAGCUUUCUAGAUAAAAUCUAUAUUUCUUGUGUAGAACCAUUUCAACAGACGGUGGUGUGGCCAUCAUAUCCCCAAACGACGACUGCGAUACAGCCACCGCAUCUGUUGCUGCCACAGAUAACGCAGCAACAGCUUCAGCCGCCACCGCUGGCACCACUGCAAAUGCUCAGUUCCGACUAUCUGACAACCGCCAGCAGUACGACUUUGCAUCAGCAGCAGCAUACUCAAACACAUCACAGUACAAGAUAUGUGGCAGUGACUUCCGAUGGAAACAAGCGAUCCUCCGGUAGCAACAAGCAAUCGAUCGGAAACCUUUCAGCACCAUGUCAGCCGUCCAUUCCAAUGCCAAUCCCCUCACAUACCUUUAUAAAAAUCGAAGAUUGCAGUGGCUCUACAACAUCCGGUUGCCAGAAUUCCACUCAACUCUUUCAUGAUCAGGAGAAAACCAUUCAAACGGCAACGAUUGCCACUUCUCCAGACAUUGCCCCCCAGCUGUUGUUCCAACAGGGUAAUCUUAUACAGAUUACGCCUUCGAAUAAAAAUGCCACCACUUUGAUCGAGCAUUCGGCAAUUCUGCCUGCAAUAGCCGCAGCCAACCCCAUCACACCUCCUCCGUCAACCGUAUCCGCCGCAAUUGCUCCGAGUCCCCAACAACCGGAGCUUCCGAUGACCACUUGUCUAACUCCUCCGCCCGAUCAGUCCCUGUCGCACGGUGAGGAAGCUGAAGAGGCGUCAUCGAGUUGCGUUGGUCCCGAGGUUCAGGAUGCCAACAUUCAAACCGACACACCAGUAAUGAGCGAAGAUGACAACACGAACGGAGCGGACGAUGUCCCCCAGCAGCAGGACGCUUCCACACUAACGGUUGCGACCUCUCACACCGAGGAAGCACCUUUCUCCGAUUCAUUCAUAUCACCAUCGAUUGCGCCCGCUAGCGUUGCUCCACCGCUGUCAACGUCAACGUCGGAAGUGCUCUGUCAAAGCAUCAUCAACAGCAGUGCAGACUCCGCGAUUGAGCCAGACAUGUCAACUCAUUCCUCGUCAGCUGUCAGCUUGAAUAUCAGCAACACGAGCACCGUCAACUGUGAUCAAAUGGAUAUGGAAGUCGAAAAUAGCUCCGCCAACUCUGCGACGAUUCCUGCAGUGGACUCUGCUUCGACGGCUGAAUCCCAGACAGAAGCACUCACGGUAAACGCCAGCUUCGGCACCCUCAGAAUACCCAAGCAAGAAAUGCUAUCCCCGGUGGAAAAUACGCCACCUCAGGAACCAGAAGAAACCAGCCCCAAGCAACAGAAUCUCUACCCCCAACAGGAACACCCGGUAGAUCUCAGUGGACUGGAGCUACUCUCUCGAAGCAUAGAAGUCUUCCAGAAAAAAGCUUCGAUGAUCAAAAAAGAACCCAUCUCACCACAGCUUCCUCCCGAGCCCAUGCAAUUGAUCCCCCUAUCCCCGCUGGUCCCAUGUGAAUCCGAAGCUGAUCGAAGGCCCAGCAUUCACGAAAACGUUCAGCAGCUGCAUCAAGCCCCACCAUCCCCACCACCUUCCGUUAAUGUUCCACCUAUCCAAACACCCGUACCCGUCGCAGAAACCUUCAUUGGCAAUGACGAACCGAUGGUUGGCUUGAAUCUGCUUUGCGCUUUAGCUGAACAACGCUUCCAGGAGGAAGCCAUGUUCAAGAAAGACUCUCCAGCAACAAACUUCUCCCCCGAAAUGUCUCCGGUCGAUGGAAAACCCAGUAACACCGAGUCUUCCCCACCUCAGCAGCUGGCUAGCCCGGAGGUGUCGGCCCGCAAACGUAAACACAAACAUUCCAAGGACUCGAAAAAGUCCAGCAAAAAGUCGAAGCACGACCGGGAGCAAAGGCGCGAACGCAAACGCAAACACAGCUCCGAUGCGAACGGGGAUGACGAGAUGGAAGGUGUGCUAAGGGAGAGUUUUUCGCGAAUACGGGCGAAGCUGGAAAAGUGCAACUGCAAGGAUGCCGACGAGAAGGAUCAUCGUUGCUGCAGACCUAGCUGGCCUUCGCCGAAUGAGUUGUUUAGUGUGAUUGAGUCCGAUAUGAAGGAGAGGUUGGUAAAUAUUACACGACAAUGCGAGGAAAAAAAGCGAGAAUUGGAACAGAUGGGAACCACAUCGGUAGCAAAAGUUAAACCGCUCACAGCUAUGGUACGGAUACCCGAUAUCGGCAAAUCCUAUUUCGGUGGCUUUAGCGCUAACAGCGGGCUACUGAACGGUAGCUCAACUAGCAAUGGAACCAACGCUCCAACAUUGUCAGCACCAAAACUAAGCACCAUACCCGCACUGUCUCCAAACUUUUCGUCAUCUUCCAAUUCGACGUUUGUGGAACUUCCCAAACUGAGCUCCGAUACGGAUUCCGGCAAACUCGAAGAUGGAGACUCAAGUUCAAUCGAACGACUGUCGGCUUCCAAACGAAAGGGUGGCGUUCCGAAGAAACAUGAUGAGAUUGCUCUGACCGAAACGAUUGUGGCCAAGAAACCAAAAAGUUUAGUAGGCUACAUACUGGCUUCGAAGAAUCGGCAAGCCGAUACUAACGUUAAAGAGAUUAGUCAACAAAAAUCGUCUUCGCAUCAUCACCAUCACCACCAUCAUCAGCUUGGUUUGGGCACAGGCGCUAACGCCAAAGCAGGGGACACGAAACCGAAGAAAUCUCCCAUCCAUGCAUCUAAGUUCGAGAGUACCACGAGUGACGAUGCUAGCAACUAUUCGGACAGCUCUAACAAACCGCAAUUAAAGAUAAAGUCUCCAGCAUUUAGCUUCGAUGAUGAGAACAGUAAACCAUCGGAUGCAGCGUUCUCCAUUUUCGGGGGUAAACCAUCGAUUUUUGACAAGAUAAAGACUUCACCGGCUAGUGUAUCGAGUCCACUGCAAAUGUCGCCUGUACAAGCGAUAGUUACACCGGUAAAGCAUCACUCAAAGCAUAAGAAGUCACGCAGUAAGGAGCGUAAGCGCCGUAGUUCCGAGAAAAAGCGAAUCGAUCAGAAGUGCUUACUGACUAGUGAACAUUUGGGUAAGGAGAAGACUCGCGUAUUGACCGCUAUGGGAGGCUUAUUCUACGCGGGAUGUCUAAGUGCCGUUCAACCUCCGGAUAUAUAUGCGGUAACUCUGGAUGGUGAACGAGGAAACCGUCCGCAUAUCAUGUCCCGGGAAGAGGUACUUCGUGAUGCGAUUCUUGAGGUUGCACCAAAGACGGUUGAUGAAAUUAUCCCUGGAACUCGUGUGUGUGCUUAUUGGAGCCAACAGUACCGGUGUUUGUAUCCGGGAGUUGCAGCAGAACCAACUUCGCCCGAUCCGGAGAAACGAUACGUGAACGUUGAAUUUGACGACGGAGACAACGGCAGAAUAGUCCUGGAGGACAUUCGUUUCCUGCUGAGUGACUAUCCGAUAGUUGAAUACGAUCCAAAUCCUCUUCUAUCGUUAGGCAAGAGAAAACGCCAACCGAGUGUUUCGGAGAUCAGUGCGGCAGGUACUACCGCUACCGUCGGAGUAACUAUGGCACCGAUGGCCAGCACAAGUACGACGAUAACGACUAACUGUUUUGCCGUUGUAAGCGAACGAACGGAGAAACGCGUUCAUGACGAUGCGUAUCGGGAGGAACGCAGGAGACUGAAGAAAAUACGCAAAGACAAACUGCGGAGGCUUGCGGCCAACAACGCAGAGCUCAGCUCCCACAAGCACAAGAAAAAGUCUAAAUGCAGUGACGAGUAUUGUAAACACCGGAAGCACAAGAAGCGAAGAAAGCACAAAAAACAUCAUCGCGAGAAUGAAAUCCCAUCAUCACCAGAGGCGGCUGCCAACGGGUCGAUGGACGACGACAUCUCGCAGGGCGAUAGUGCUUCCCGAGUUGCCGAACCGUUUAGUCCAGCAUCGGUUGACACCAGCGUUCCGGCCGAAAAACCAGACGAACCUGAAGUCUUCAAUCCCAGCCUCAAAGAGGAUACGAUGACCGAAGAGGAGGCCAGCUCCUCGAUUACCGAAAGUUCCGGAUCUUACUAUCAACCAAAAAAAUCUACGGAUAAACUGGAGAAGCGACAAUCGACAGAAAAUAACAGCAAAAUCGCUGCUUUCCUGCCUGCCCGGCAGCUGUGGGCCUGGUGCGGCAAAGGCUACCGUCGAUCGACAGGGCGCGUUAAGAAGCAGUUCUACAAAUCGAUUCAGCGGGGCAAGGAAACUAUUUCGGUCGGUGACAGUGCUGUAUUUCUUUCUACGGGCCGCCCAGAUAGGCCAUACAUUGGCCACAUCGAGUCCAUGUGGGAAACGUCCACCAACAACAUGGUAGUACGCGUCAAAUGGUUCUACCAUCCAGAAGAAACCGAGGGAUGUCCCAACCUGAAAUAUCCGGGCGCCCUUUUCCAAUCACCACACGAGGACGAAAAUGACGUUCAAACAAUUUCGCACAAAUGUGAGGUCCUAUCGCUGAAGGAAUACACCACAAAGUUCGGGUCCGAUCCGAAGCAGUACAGCGCGAUUUACGACAACAAUGACACCUACUAUCUGGCAGGCUACUACGAUCCAACGGUCAUCAACAUAAAAAUGCAACCGGAAAUCGAGGUUCUGCCGGGGGAUGAAAAAUGGGCCAAAACAAAUUAGAGGACUCAGUGAUUCCAGAGAGUUUGAUGCAAUUCUAGGACGUGCAAUUUCUUGGCAAACAAAAACUUUUGCAAUUUUCUCUUCCGAUUAUCGGCGCGUUCGCUUACGCGUAGGCUUGUUGUCCCCAUCGCUCGAGUUGGAGUUAUAUCUUAGUUGUUAAAAACAAUUCAAAGACUUCAAAGUGAAUCGUAGAGAGGUAGAUCCAAGCAGUUCUUGAAAAGAAUCUGUUCGCUAAAGCAACGCUUUCUAAAAGUGUCUAGAAUUAGGCUAUAAAUAUCUGUAAAUACUAUUUGUCGAGAUUAAAAAUACAUCAAACGAUUAUCUGUACAGUAGUUGUAAAUUUAAAUUAAAAUAUUAAAGUCAGCGCUCACAUAAUAUCAAGCAAACUCAAGAGAAUGGUAAUAUAUUUUUCUACUUGUUGAGAUUUAUAUACGCCUAACAUAGAAAAGACAAACUUAAGAGGAUACCGUAUCAGGUAACACCGAAGAGCUUUGGGAACGAAAUUCAAAAUACCUCUGCUAUACAUUAUUUCCUUAUCAAAAAUAAACGAUAUAAGAAGAAAAAAAAUCGAACUGAAAAGGAACUAUUUUGGAGUGAUAUUAGGGAGAACAAAAAAAUUAACAAUUGUAACACUUAAAAAAAAAUAACCCCUUUCGGCAACGCGCGAAUCUACAUUUGGAAACAAUUCCUUCCACGUAUUCAGCUAAUGUACAGCAGGGGUAAAACGCACAGCAAUCUGUGAAGUUUCACUUGGAAUUAUCGCUUGAUAAUCGGGCAAUUUUUUUCAACUUGAUCUCUUUCCAUCGUUAGUUGGUACAAUGAAAUCCGUUUCAGUCGUAGUAUUAUAAAACAUAUAUAGCUGCUGAAGCUUAGAGUAUAUAGAUUAAGUAUAUUACCAACUGUAGCAAAGUGGCUAUAGGCAGUGUAUAAUUUAUUCAAACCUUAACAGCACAGGUACACAUACUAGCGCUUCAUUGAGCGAUGGCUAACCAUCAAAUCAAUUUUUUCACGAAUCAAUAAAUAUAAGAAACUGACUCUGAUCGAUGGAUGAUGGCAAACACCUGCACCAGAUGACGGAAUAAAACGAGACAAACGAAACCCAGUGGCAAAAUUUAGUUAUAGAUUUAAUAAUCGUUCGUAUUUUGUUUUGUAUAAAUAUGUAACAGUAACAUUAAAAAAAAUAGUAUGAGUAAAAACGAUUAAAAUUCUGGACGAGCUUCUGCUAUGCUACAAGUUUAGCUUCUACAACGCUACGUUUAGCGCGCGUUUCUUCGCACCAAUACAGUUUUUUUGUGCAUGUUGAGUUGAUCACAUUUCUAGCGCUAAGUUAAGACUUUAUGUAUACUAAAUUCUGAACGGUAAUAAGGUUGUAUACUCAGAAGGAGAAGAAAAAUCAAAAUGUGCGGUUGGGUCGAAGCAUGGAGGCUGAGCGAAAGAAUGGUGUACGAAUGCAUUUAUGCGGCAGAUCAGAUCAACGAGAGAGCACGCUAAAAUGAUCCAUUUUAUUAAUAUUGGCCAAUCGGAGAACUAGUUAUUAGGUGUAUGUUUUUUAUGAUCAUGUAAUGUGUAAACUGGAUAUAAAAAUGGCCCAAAACAUUAA